Molecule: messenger RNA, 1916 nt
Organism: Oncorhynchus keta (chum salmon)
Lineage: Eukaryota; Metazoa; Chordata; Actinopteri; Salmoniformes; Salmonidae
Product: regulator of G-protein signaling 9-like
Exons: 17
Coding region: 171-1673 (500 amino acids)
Biological process (GO): G protein-coupled receptor signaling pathway; intracellular signal transduction; regulation of G protein-coupled receptor signaling pathway
Source: RefSeq, a predicted model, not a curated record
UCCUCGCGCUUUCUGGCCCCUCUCACGCAAUCUCUGACGCGCGGUCAACGGAAUAGGCUACGGUCCCAGCCCCGGGUAUACCUUUAUACCUGUGUGAUCAUUUUUUUUUCCCAUUAACAUUUCAUACCUGGAUUUUCUUCUUUAGGUCCGCGUAUCGACUGACCGUAAACAUGACAAUUAGGACGCUGAGAGAUUAUGGUCAGCACUACCGACCACGGAUGGCAUGCCUAAAACAUGUGGAGGUGUUUGUGGUUGAGAUGCAGGAUCCUAAGAGUGGGGUGAAGGGUGCCGACCAGAAACUCAAUGUAACCAUUAUCCCACACGUCAUCAACGGGCAGGACAUUCUAGCAUGGAUUGUCACCAAAAUGAAGGUUACCACAGAAGAGGCCCAGGCGUUUGGGACCAUGCUGGUGGCCUACGGGUACAUCUACCCCCUCCAGAACCACAGGAAGUUGGUCCUGGUCCCCGACAGCACCCUCUACCGCUUCCAGACCCCUUAUUUCUGGCCCGUGCAGAAGUGGCCCGCUGAGGACAUAGACUAUGCCGUCUACCUGGCCAGGAGAAACAUCCGGAAGAAGGGGAUGCUGGAGCCCUAUGAGCAGCAACACUACGACAAUCUCCACAAAUGGAUGAACCCCAAGUGGGAUUUCAUCGUGAUGCAGGCUACAGAGCAGUACAAGGCUAAUAAAGAGAGGAAGAAGCCAGACAGAGUGGUGUUGGACUGUCAGGAGAGAGCCUACUGGAUAGUACACAGGCCACCACGUCGGACACACAGUGCCAUGGACUAUGGUCUGGACCGCCUCAUUGACCCCAAUGCAGAGGAGUGGAACAGAAGAGCUCUGCCUGUAAUAACAAGCUGUUCUUCUCCCCUGGGUUUUCAGGUGUUGACCUUCGACGUGGUCAGGAGAACCAACAUUUUCCUUACACAAGCCCUAAUGAGGUCAGCUGUCAAAUCGUCUGUGUCCCUCACAGCCUUUGUCAAGUUCGUGACAACCCACCACAAUCACGACCCGUUCCUGACAACCCCUGUCCCCAGCAACCCUUGGAUAACGGACAGUGAUGAGUUCUGGCAACUCAACUCAAGAAGUGUGGACAUCCCCACUAAGUUGAGUGUGGAGCGUUGGGUCUUGAGCUUCUGGGAGCUGAUCAGUGACCCACGAGGCAGAGUCGACUUCAAGCUCUUCCUCAAGAAGGAGCACAGUGCGGAGAACAUGGCGUUCUACGAGGCAGCUGAGGAGAUGAGGUGGGGAGCAGCGUCUGCCAUACCAGAGAAAUCCCAGUUCAUCUUCAACACCUUCCUGAAGCCUGGAGCUCCUCGAUGGAUCAACAUCGAUGGUCGUACCAUGGGGCUGACAGUGAAGGGUCUGGUUGUUCCUCACCGCUACGUGCUGGACGCUGCCCAGACACACAUCUUCCUGCUCAUGAAGAAGGAUACGUUCUACCGGUACCUGAAGUCUCCGGUCCAUAAAGACAUGCAGAAGAGGGCUCUGGUCCCGGCGCCCCACGUCUUCACUGAUGCCCAGUUGGAGGCCAAUGUGAGGAAUCGUAACCCAGGCAUCAGCCCCAUCCUGCAGUGGCAGCAGGAGGAGGAGGAGAAGGCAGUAGCAGCUGUUGCUGCCAGGCCCAUUGACGUCAAAGCCAUGGUGGCCACCAACAAGCUGGACAGGAAGUAGAGAGAGCCCAGGGCAUCAUGGGAAAUGGAGUUUAAUAUACAUGCGGUUGUUCAUCUAAUAUAUAUUUGGUUUCCAUGGAGAUGGUGUUACAUAGGAGUACUUUAUGUACUAAAUAUUGGACUUAUUAGCUACUGUUUUAAUGGAGAUAUUGGUAUUUUAUAGAAUCAUUUAUGUCCUCGACCACUGAUGUCAAGCCAGUACGGAUUGGUUGAAUGAGGGAAAUAAACUAUUGUCUGUUGAGUA